Molecule: messenger RNA, 1144 nt
Organism: Pelodiscus sinensis (Chinese soft-shelled turtle)
Lineage: Eukaryota; Metazoa; Chordata; Testudines; Trionychidae
Source: RefSeq, a predicted model, not a curated record
GUCUGAAAAAAGAAAGACCACAAGAACACGCCCAGAAAGGCAGCACUGACCAAUACAAAGUGCAACCCGCCCAUUUCUGAGCACAAGGAAGUGACACUAAACUCUCUUGUUUCCCCUGCGAGAAGCCAUGGCUGCUGCGAAUCCAGCAAAGAUGCUCCAGGAUGAAGUGACCUGUCCCAUUUGCCUGGAUUAUUUUAAUGACCCGGUGUCUCUGGACUGUGAUCACAGCUACUGCCGAGCCUGCAUCACCCAGUGCUGGGGGGGGCUCACUGCAGACGUCUCCUGCCCCCAGUGCAGACGGACCUUUCCCCAGGGGAACCUCAGGACGAACAGGCAGCUGAGGGGUAUUGUGGACGCAUCCAGAGAACUCCAAUUGCAGGCAGGGAGGGAAACAGCCCCAGAGAGACUGUGCGAGAAACACCAGGAGCCUCUCAAACUCUUCUGCAGGGAGGAUGAAAUCCCCAUCUGUGUGGUGUGCGACAGAUCCAAGGGGCACCGAGCUCACACCGUGAUUCCUGCCGAGGCAGCUGCCAAAGAAUUCCAGUCACAUGACAUGUUUCUGUGGCUCCAGAAAAGGCUCCAGGCCCAUCUGAAGACCCUGAGAGCCAAGAGAGAAAAGCUGCUGGGACUGAAAGUGAGCAGGGAGAAGACCAGCCAGGAGUACCUGAAACGGACAGGAACAGAGAGGCAGAAGAUUGUGGCUGAGUUUCAGCAGCUGCAGCAGUUCCUGCAGGAACAAGAGCGACUCCUGCUGGCCCAGCUGGAGAAGCUGGAUAAGAUGAUUGUGAAGGCAGGGAUUGACACUGUCACCAAACUCUCCUCAGAGAUUUCCUGUCUCAGCGAGCGGAUCUGGGAGCUGGAGGAGAAGUGCCAGAAGCCAGCGAGUGAAUUCCUGCAGGACGUCAGAAGCACCUUGAGCAGGUGUGAGGAGGGGCAGGUCCAGCAGCUGGAGGAGGUGGCUCCUGAACUGGAAGAACAAAUCCGUGGUUUUUCCCAGAAAGUUAUUGUGCUGUCGGAAAGGCUGAGGGAGUUCAAAGACACUCUGCCGGAUGCACUGGAUGAAACCCUGAGACCAGGUGAACGCCCUGAAAACCUCAUGUGGGACCUGGCGCAGUGCGGUCCCCAGGACAGGCGGGCACCGUGA